Messenger RNA from Pecten maximus, 5749 nucleotides. Its product is annotated as G protein-activated inward rectifier potassium channel 3-like. Bases 919 to 2316 code for a protein of 465 amino acids. The transcript is spliced from 3 exons. Gene Ontology annotation, cellular component: plasma membrane. The record is from RefSeq and is a predicted model, not a curated record. Lineage: Eukaryota; Metazoa; Mollusca; Bivalvia; Pectinida; Pectinidae. Gene Ontology annotation, biological process: potassium ion import across plasma membrane; regulation of monoatomic ion transmembrane transport. Gene Ontology annotation, molecular function: inward rectifier potassium channel activity.
UACCCAGGAAUAUGCGCAUUUGACCAGUUUUAUAAGGUAACUGACCGCUGUGCCAUAAAAUUCUUGUCCAGUGCUUAAAGAAGGUUAAUGAUCUUUGGCUAGAAUUUCUGACCAGUCUUUAUAAAAAAAGUUGCUGACCAGAGCUGUAAAAUCACUGACCAAUAUGUUUGGUGACAGAAGAUGACACCUGGAGAAGUUGAUGUGGAGACCACCUUUACCAUAUCACAGCUGGGCUGUAUUAAUUGCAGUGUAAGGGUUGCCUGCAGUCUGGAGACGUUCAGGUGAUUAAGCCAGCCCAACCUCAUCAGUAUCACUAUAGUGUGGACUCGCUCUGUGAGGGCUAUUGAUCUGGGGAGGCACCAUAGAGUAUCUACCUCCAGUGUGUAGCUACCCCACCGUUACACUAGACAGCCACACCCUGUAGCCUCACCCCUCUCUAUUGGAGACAGAUUCCGCGUAUCAGGUUGUGGGAGUAGUGACUUUAAUGGCCAGCACUGGCCGUGGAGUUAGAGCUAGAAGGUUCCUACACGUGGGAAUGUGUGAUAGACAGCUUACAACAGGAAACCACGAGUAGAUGGCAAGUUUGUGUGUAUUUCUACUCUAGACUAUGGCAUUGUUACAAUGGCAGUCUUGUGUCGAGGACCUCCAUGGCAUUGUAACAAUGCUGAAUCUGCAUUAAUGGGAGAUUUCUGUGUCUCUGUGACGUGGAUAAUGGGAUACUUUGUCUCCGUUUCCAGAUAGGAUACGACACAUGUUAGCCUGCCAGUUCCAAACAUUCAACGACAUGUAUGAAAAUCUACCAAAGUCAUCGCCAUAGCAACAGUGUGCCACGCUGCCAUCCUACCCUCCAAGGUGGAGAAGUCGGUGGGAACCAAGGACUUUGGCAUUGCUAAAGCUCUGGCCACAAUACUUAAACUCAUGCAGACAGUGGUCAUGGAAACAGGGUAUGGGCCAAUGGUGGGCCCCCCAGCCAGUGGUCUACAAUCUGGGGAGCCAGACAUUUUGGACAAUGGCAAACACGACCCCAAGAUCGGCUCACAAGAGUCGUUCACUGAAUUUCUGGCACGAAGCGUACCUCAAAGUAAUGGGCCUGUGUUACACAGGCGUGCAGAUAGACACUUCAGUAAGCGAAUGCGUCGGCGAUUAGUGUACAAAAAUGGAGAGGUUAAUAUUACACAGACAAAUAUUAGAAAGAGGCGACGACGUUUUCUGGCAGAUAUUUUUACGACAUUAGUUGAUAUAAAAUGGAGGUAUAAUUUAUUAUUAUUUGCGAUGGCAUUUAUCCUGAGUUGGCUUAUAUUUGCAGUGAUAUGGUGGUUAAUAUGUUUUUCACAUGGUGACCUUGACCCUGACAAUAUGGAUAGUGAUAAAUGGGUGCCUUGUGUCAGGGAAAUGCGCUCAUUUACAUCAGCACUCCUGUUUUCUAUAGAGACGCAACAUACCAUUGGAUAUGGAUCUCGCCACACGACAGAGGAGUGCCCAGAGGCGAUCACUGUAAUGAUGAUUCAAUCGUGUUUUGGUGUGAUCUGUCAAGCUAUGAUGACAGGAAUUGUUUUUGCUAAACUCUCCAGACCAAAGAAGAGAGCUGAAACCCUUAUGUUCAGUAAAAAUGCGUGUAUUUGUAAACAAGAUGGAGAGAUGUGUUUGUUGUUCCGUGUAGGUGACAUGCGCAAAUCACACAUUGUUGAGGCACAUGUUCGUGCAGUCGUGAUAAAAAAGAAAAUCACAAAGGAGGGUGAAAUUCUACCCUUAUAUCAGUAUGAUGUGGACCUUGGGUAUGAGGAUGGACAAGACCGUCUAUUUUUGGUCUGGCCUGUCAUCAUAGUUCAUAAAAUUGAUGAGGACAGUCCCUUCUGGGAGAUGUCCCCGGAGGAUCUUCACCGGGAACAGUUUGAGCUGAUCAUUAUCCUAGAGGGUAUUGUAGAGUCUACAGGAAUGACAACACAAGCUCGCAGCUCUUACCUUCCCGGAGAGAUUCUUUGGGGCCAUAGAUUCGAACGUCUGGUUACAUUCCGGAAGGAAAAUGGGCAAUAUCAGAUAGACUUCUCACGAUUCCACAACACAAUGGCAGUAGAAACGCCGCAGUGUAGUGCCAAGGAGCUCGCCGAUAUGGGUGACACAGUGCAGGAAAAUACAUAUAUCGAGGAUGAUGAGAACACAUCAUUAGGUUCUACAAAACAAGAGAGGUAUCCCAGCCCUUAUGUCAUCAAGCGACAUGGAGUCGCACAGACAGACUUUGAUGAUGACGAUCUAGAUUCACAAGACAGUUCAAUACCAAGCCGAAUAGCAGCAGAAGAGUCGGAGACCCUCUUAUGACAAUAGGCCCAACACAUAGUACUAAGAUGACCAAGAUCAUUUUCAUUUGAUGAAAUCCCAAUCUUCCACUUGAUCAGAAGGCUAUGUGUGGCAACCAACCCUAAGGAGGAGACCAUCCUGGGCAAGUCUGUACUAACACAGACAGUUUAUCUACUCAUGUGUGUCUUUAUGUGAAUCUCAAUCACACAUGAUUUGACUUCUCUGUACAUUUACAAGUGUAUAUCUGUGUGUAUGCAUGUCUGGGUGAUGUAUUCUUAUUUAAACAUGUAUAAGUGGAACAAUAUUUACUGUAUUUAUAUCUACAAAUAAGUCCCCUCCUCUCAUGUAAAGGUACCGUACCGUAUUUAUCCUCAAAUAAGCCCCCUCCCAAGUGUCAAAGUUUAGUAUAAAAGUUUGGGGAGGGCUUAUUUGUGAAACACUUUUAGCUUAACUAUUUUAGAAUAAAUGAUUCUGAAAAAUGGAGAAGGGGCUAGAUGUGAGUAGGGACUUGUUUGUGGAUAUAUAUAUGAUAGUUUUUUGCAGGCAUAAAAUGGUGACUUCAGGUGACUUGAGAUAUCUGUGUCACAUUUGACAACAGUCACUGUGAAGUUGUCAAGUCACUUCUUGUUUUGAUUAUGAUACAAACAAAAUUAAUGCACAGAAAAUCAGAUUUUGAUAUUUAUACAUGAGGUAUCUGGGUUCUGUUUUAUUUAUGAGAAUAUCUAUUUUACAUGAAUGAUUGAUGAGAGAGAGUGGUAGAAAAGUAAAACAAAACCGGAAAGAAUCCAGGUUUGUUUAAAUAUGUGCUCACAAGAACUACAAGCAAGUUUGAUAUAUAGAAGACUCUACAGAGUAAUCUGGAAUAUUUAUGGUGACAAACAUUAUUCCUUGAAAGUUUAUUUGACUUUCUGCCAUGUUUGACAGUUUGAAACACUCCCAUAUUUAAUUGUCAUGAAUGAUUUGUGAGAGGUCAGGUAGCUGUAUUGACAUUUGAUGUGAUCUGCCCCCUUUUACCCAUGUUAUGGAGAAAUCACAUGUCCACCAUCUUUGUACCUUGAGUCUUUCUGUUAGCAGGUUGUAUAAAGCUCUGCCAUAUUUGUGUAACCUAAGUUUUAUGACUGUACCCAAAUAGCUACCUUAACAUGUUUCACUGACCUACCUGACAAUUUCUGCCAAAUUCUGAGGAUAUAGUCAGACAAGAACUUUGAAGAUGCUAAGACCAAUGACACUGUGCUUGUAACAAAAAUGCAUAAAAUAGUACCAACUGUAUAGAAAAAUAUAUAGUUAACUUUAAAAAAAAUAAAAAGGUAACUGUUUUAAAAUAUAUGCUAAAAAGACCCAAAGAUACUAAUCAAAUAUAGAGGCAGUGUCCAGUAGAAUUUCUUUGGUAUUCAUUUGUUUUAAGCUCAAAUUUUAUAAGAAAAAAAAAAUAUGCAACAGCCUAUUCUUGUUUUAAAUUGACCAUAAUUCCACUUUGUCAGAUACAUAAAACUUUUAAUGAAUAGGUUAUAUAUAUUUUACUGUGUGCACAUGUUUGAAAGCUGAGCAAUACUAUAUUUUGAUCAAAUAACACAGAAAGUUUACUUCUGAGAUGAACAAUAUUUUACAUGGCAAUACAUUGAUUGUAGAUGAAUCUUAAAAUUUAUGCAAAUAUUUUUGAAUCUCUGGAUUAACUCAAUUAUCUCCCUUUAAUGCAUUGAUUAUCUCCCUUUGAGACAAUUAGCUAAAGCAGAUAUUGAUAACAUUGUUUCCUAUUUUAUAGUUUUUCAUGUGUGUUGAAUUUUUAUUUUUUAGAAAUAUGAAGUAGACUGACUGUCAGUUAGAGAUAAUCUAUAUGUGUGUUAUAUAUUUCUAUGGAUAUAAACACCAGUUUUAAUUUGUCGCAAGAUCCAAAGAAAUACAUAUAUGUACAAGUCAUCUCUGGCCCUUAAAUUAUGAGGGUCUUAACGGAUAUAAAAUGUCAUUUAUACAACUUUUUGAAAAAGUAAUACUCAAUUAAAUCUAAAUAGUUCAACUGUCUUUCCGGGAGACUAAUUGAAAUUUUGAAAUUGUGGAUGUUUUAUUGAUAAUACAUGUCAAAGUUUUGAGUAAAAUAUAAGAAGCAGGGAAGGUUUGAAAAAGCAACUGCAGGUACAAAUGAUCUUGGGUGCAAACAAAAGUCAAGGAUUUCCCAACAAUUUGUAUUUAGUUCUGAGUUUUGUACUUUAUUGAGACCAUUAUACAAUGUACAUGUAUUUGAAAAAAAAUCAUGUCAUUGCAACUUUAUUUUUAUUAAAUAAUUUAGUGUAAAUAGCUGUAAAUGUGUAGGUAUACAAAUAGACAUACAUAUAUGUACUAUAGAAUUGAUACCUAUUAACAAUACCCAUUAAUCAACAACCAAUUAUCAAAAUAAGAUCUUAAACACAAACCAAUCUUCCCAGAAAUACAAUGUGUGCUAUUUAAGGUGGAAUUUUUUUAUAUAGUCAUCAGUUACUACUUAGACCCAAUGGAAAGGGGCACAACUCCUACAGACUUGUGUUGGACAAAUUAAAUUAUAUACUUUUUAUGUUUAAAGAUAGCCACUGGCUACAAAUUACGAUUCAUUUUAUGUUUCCUCUGAAAUUCUAUGAACAGUUCUUUUUAUGUGUUAGGGUGAAUUUAACAAGAAUCUAGUGUUAUUUGCAUGUUACAUUCAAGUUCCAUAUAUUCAAAAUAUAUGUCUAUUUUUUAAGGAGACAUUGCAAACUUUCAUUUCUCAAGAAUCAUUUAUUUUAAAAGUGACUAUACAUGUAUUUAGGAAACGCAGACACAAAUUUAUAAAAAGUCACACUUUCUACACAUUUAAAAAGGCGUUAUUUAUUAUUUAUCUAAUCGUGCUUGCUUCAUCCGUCCACGAAAUAAAACAUGAAUGGGAGGGGGAGUAACUCUUGCAUUCUUACUAGCUAUAUUUUCUGUGCUAAGCUUGUUCCUUGUCGGGUUGUUCGUGACACGCUGUGAUAACACAAAUAUUAUCGUAAAAUAGGUUUACAGAAUUAAUCAGCUUUAUCCCAGCUAAGGUGUUCUCGUAGAAACCGAUCAUUGUGAUACCACAGAGAAUGCUUGGCCAAUCUACGAUGGGGAAUCUUGUGAUACUUGUAUGAUAAGUGUAAUUACAGUAAAACUCUGUAAACAUUGGCAAUCAUAAAUCAUUUGUAUAUAGGCGACUAUGCAUAUUCAUUAGCCUGGGCUAUCAAUAAACAUAUGUACAUAUACAUCUAUGCAUAUGCAUAACCCCUUUUGUCUGCCAUCUAUACAUAUCUGGACAAAUUUGUGAUGCGUUGAGAUUUUAACUUUAAAUUUGUCUUUAUAUUUAUUAGAUCGUGUUUGCAUGGUUAUUGGAAGGUGCGAAUGAGAAACGAGAGAAAGUAUCAAGAGAAUUCGAGAGCUGAUCUGAGAUUGUGCAGGAUUUCUUAAUAAAGCUAAUUUUUGCUAGAAA